This is a messenger RNA of Acanthopagrus latus (yellowfin seabream), 4943 nucleotides long. It is a transcript of the gene garnl3, whose product is annotated as GTPase activating Rap/RanGAP domain like 3. The transcript has 31 exons. Gene Ontology annotation, biological process: regulation of small GTPase mediated signal transduction; activation of GTPase activity. NCBI's taxonomy places the organism in Eukaryota, Metazoa, Chordata, Actinopteri, Spariformes, Sparidae. The coding region runs from base 423 to 3566 and encodes 1047 amino acids. The record is from RefSeq and is a predicted model, not a curated record. Gene Ontology annotation, molecular function: GTPase activator activity. Gene Ontology annotation, cellular component: cytoplasm.
GAAGCUGAAGGAGCGCUGUGGGCUCCACAGUUCAGGAUCUCUGGAGCCGGGCAGACUCCUCAGCACUCAGUCCGCUCAGGUUGUACAUCUGCAGCAGCUCCCGCUACUACAGCCCGCAUGGAGACAGCACCGACCCCGGACAUCAUGCACGUCUGACAGCCUCCACACACCGCGUUUUUCGUGUAGCCUGACCCGGUGGGAGAAAAGUCUCACUCACAGCUCACUUUGAUUGCUCCGCUGAGGUGGACCGAGCGUCCAAAAGGAUUUUUUUUUUCUUUCCUUUCCCUCCUCCUCCUGGUUCCCUCUCCCCUUCCGCCUCUCGCAGUCCGCUGCUCUUGUUUUUUGACUUUUCUUUCUUUCUUCCUUUCUUUUUUUCAAACCACCCGUGGAAAGGAAGCUGUUUCCCUGAACGCCCAGCACCCAUGAAUUCAGAUAAAAAUGUGUACCUCGGCAGGGACAAAGGCAUCAUGCGGAAGAGAGCGCUGCUCCUUCGGAAAGGUUGCAGCUUCGAGAUUACCAGCUCUGCCUCGGAGGACUUGGGCUGCAGGCGUGGAGACUUCAGCAGGAAACACUAUGGUUCGGUGGAGCUGCUAAUUUCCAGUGACGCAGAUGGGGCCAUUCAGAGGGCAGGACGCUUCAGGGUGGAGAAUGGCUCAUCAGAUGAGACCUCGGACUACACUCCGGGAACCUGGAGGAGAACCGAUGUCCAUCUGGAGAAUCCAGAGUACCACACCAGAUGGUUCUUUAAAUACUUCCUGGGAAAAGUCCAUCAGAACUACGUGGGUACGGAUGCAGAGAAGAAUCCCUUCUACCUGUCGGUCGUCCUCUCAGACCAGAACAACCAGCGGGUUCCUCAGUACAGAGCCAUCCUCUGGAGGAAGACGGGCACUCUGAAGAUCAGCCUCCCCUACAGCCCGACCAAAACACUAUCAGUCAAGUCCAUCCUCAGUGCAAUGAACAUGGACAGGUUUGAGAAAGGCCCCAGGGAGAUCCUCAACCCGGAGAUUCAGAAGGAUCUGCUGGUGUUGGAGGAACAGGAGGGUUCCGUCAACUUUAAAUUUGGCGUCCUGUUUGCCAAAGAUGGACAGCUCACAGAUGACGAGAUGUUUAGCAAUGAGACGGGGAGUGAGGGCUUCGAUAAGUUUCUCAAUCUGCUGGGUGAUUCCAUUACGCUGCAGGGAUGGGCAGGUUACCGUGGAGGGCUAGACACCAAGAAUGACACUACAGGAAUUAAGUCCAUCUACACAGUGUAUCAGGGCCAUGAGCUCAUGUUCCAUGUGUCCACCAUGUUACCCUACUCUAAAGAGAACAAACAGCAGGUGGAGAGAAAGAGGCACAUUGGAAACGACAUUGUUACCAUAGUAUUCCAGGAAGGGGAUGACGCAUCAUCGUCCUUCAAACCGUCUAUGAUCCGAUCACACUUCACCCAUAUUUUUGCAUUAGUUAGGUAUAAUAGCCAGAAUGACAGUUACAGGUUGAAGAUAUUUUCAGAGGAGAGCGUUCCACUGUUUGGACCCCCUCUCCCAUCUCCGCCUGUAUUUACUGAUCACCAAGAAUUCAGGGACUUUUUAUUAGUCAAAUUAAUCAAUGGAGAGAAAGCCACACUGGAGACGCCAACGUUUGCCCAGAAGCGUCAGCGGACCCUCGACAUGCUGAUCCGCUCGCUCUACCAAGACCUCAUGCCUGACCUGCACAAGAACAUGUUAAACCGGCGGUCCUUCAGUGACGUGCUGCCCGAGUCUCCAAAGUCAGCACGCAAGAAAGAAGAAGCACGACAGGCUGAAUUUGUCAGAAUAGGGCAGGCUCUGAAGCUGAAGACCAUCGUGAGAGGAGAUGCCCCGACUAGUCUUGUUACCACGGGCCUCUGCAGAAAAGAGCCAUGGGAGUCCCAGUCAUUCUGCAGCACAUUCCCCUAUGAGAUCGUGUGCGCUGACUCCUGGGGUCAGUCUCUGCUGGCUGCCACAGACGCAGCAGGAGUCAUGCUGCUGGAUGGCCCUGAUCCAGCUUUGCCCAAUGCUGAGAUGCAGGUUCUGCCUCCGGUGCAGGUGUUUGACAAAACUAUGGUGGUGAAGCAGAUGCAUGUUCUUGAGCCUCAGGACCUGCUUAUCACCCGCGCUGACAAAGGGAAGGACGCUCGGCUCUAUGUGUUCAGACUCAGCACGCUGAAGAGAGGACUGGAGGAGAAGCAGCUCGUCAGGGGCAAGUGUGACAGCCGGGAGAACAAACUGGAGAAAACUAAAGGCUGUCAUUUGUACUCCAUCAACACCCACCACGGCUCAGAGCUGAGGAUAGUAGCAGCCAUCAGGAACAAACUCCUCCUCAUCACCAGGAAACAUCCACGUUUCGAAGGCUUCAGCGCCAUCGCCUCGGGGGCAGACUCGCCAGUUGAGGAGUUUCAAUACAUACGGGAGAUCUGUCUCUGUGACCCGCCGGUGGUGAUGGCGCUGGUGGACGGGCCAACGGGGGAAAAUGACAAUAUGAUCUGUGUGGCCUACAAACACCAGUUUGACCUGAUCAAUGAGAGCACCGGAGAUGCCUACCGGCUACAUCAUGUAGACGCCAACAGGGUAAAUUUUGUAGCAGCCAUUGAUGUGUAUGAAGACGGCGAGGCAGGUCUGCUGCUGUGUUACAACUAUAUUUGUUACUAUAAGAAAGUUUGUCCGUUUAACGGCUCCACACCGAUGAUCCAGUCCAACACCUCCGACUUCCACUUCAGCUGGAAUCAGAUGCCCAAUGCUAUUGUUUGUGCGUUUCCUUACAUCCUGGCCUUCACAACGGACUCUAUUGAGAUCAGACUGGUGGUCAAUGGGAACCUUGUGUACACAGCGGUGGUCCCGGAGCUACAGUUGGCCGCUUCACGGUCGGACAUCUACUUUGUUUCGUCGGCUCCGGUGAGCUCAGCCUCCAACUGCAGUUCGAGAGACACCAGUUCCCAGAGUUCCCCGCAGACGCCCACCGGCUACGAGAUGCCCGUGUUCCCCUCGCCGCUCGGUGAUGAUUCUAUACGGAUCCCCUAUGGUACCAAGCUUUCCCUGUACAUGUCUAAGGAUGCCGAAGGUGAAGCGGCGUGUAAGCACAUGUUCAAGAUCCCUCUGUGUAACUUGGUCGGCCGCAGCAUCGAAAGGCCCCUCAAGUCGCCUCUGGUCAACAAGGUGCUGACGACGCCGGCCCCCGCCAUGGUACCGCCGACUCCCCUCAUCUCCGCCACGCACUCGCUUUCCCUGUCCCGCAUGGAGAUUAAAGAGAUAGCCAGCCGCACACGGAAGGAGCUGCUCGGCUUGACAGAGGAACCAAGUGGGAAGCCAGACAGUGGAUCCGUCAAGCAGAGGAAGAUGAGCAAAAAGAACACAGAGGAGGAGCCCAAAGCACGAGCACUGACGUCAACAAACAGUGACAGCAGGUUAGCCUCAGAGUCUGUUGAAACAGAGCUGGACCUCCAGCUGCACUGUUCAUCCAGUUCGGAGGCCGAGCCGGAGAAGGUGGUGCUGCGGGCGGAGAGCCCACCUCUCGCCAGCGCCUUUGCCCUCACCACGUCCUUCGAAGAAGAUGUCCUAGACCUGAAGUGAAGACAAUCCCAUCAUGCACUUCUCUGCCCACCCACUCCUGUACUGUCACCAUUAUUUUACUGUUUGUUCGGUUUGCUUUUAUUUCAUUGUUUGUUACAUUUUCUUGUCUUAUUUUUAUUCUUUGUUUUGUAUCUUGGGUCUCCCCAUUCAUCGGAUAAGAUGGGUGCACUGGGAGUUAAAACAUGUGCCCGUGCGUGUGUGUUUGUUUUCACGAGCAGUCCCUCAGCCACUGUGCAUCGGGUGUUUGUGUUGCCCCCUCCCCCGCAGCAAAUAGCCCAAAGAGGUGUCGAGGUUGUGCAAAAUGCCGUGGUUGAUAUAGAGUUCUGCAACGGCCUUGAGGGUAACGUUAACGGUUUGAUCCCAAACCGCCAGCUGAAUGUAAAUCUGAGCACCGAGGCACGACAGAAAUCUCAUUCACAAUGCCCUCUGCUAGUUGCUAGAGCUUAAUGUGUUGUAUAUUAUGUGAUUAUUUCCGAUCCACUUUCAAAUGUUGUAUGAUAUGCAUAUGUACGUGUACAUCUGUUUAUACAUGAGGAUGCAUACACUGUGACAGGCGUGUAUGCCUGUCACGCCUGUGAUGCAUAUUUAUAGAUAUAUUAUUAAAAAAAAAUCCAUUUUAUUCCCAUAUUUAGUAAAAGUAUGUUUUAUGCUCUCUGCACAUAUUAGUCCUUAUUCCUCUCCUUAUUCACAGCAUACAGGUAGACAGGGCUGGAGGCAAAGUCUCCCACAAGUGCCAUUUCCCAGCAUCCUCCACUGAACUACACCUCUAACAGCCGCCAUAUUCUGGUGUCUGACAGUAGCAGCCAUGAUUGUAGUCCACAUUAGAUUACUACAAAUCCAUUCAGUCUGGAUAAAUCUACUUCCUGGAGGCACUUUCUCAAGGCCACACACACUUAACACCCCGCCCUUGUAAGAAUUAGCCCACCUUAAAUCUGCAUGACCAACCUUUGCUGCAAGUAUUGUGUCUUCUGUGCCCAAACAAUAGCUUGUUUUCGAAACUUUGAGACAUGGCAGCAUAAAGUCAAACCACAACCGGAAGUGACGGAAAGAGUGUGGAUGUCAAAAGACAAUGGUCUAAGGUACAACCAGACAGGAAGGGAGUUAUAGACAGAACCACAAUUUUACAUACAAAAUGAAGAUGAGGUAGAGGAUACCAUUAUAAACAUCAUUAAGAAUAAAUUAAUAAAAGUCAGCAAAAAGCUAUUUGUGGAAGGGAAUACAUUUAAUGUAGCCUAAAAUAAAGUAUUGUUUAUUGUUAUUGCACAUUUCAAAUACAAUCUAGAUACACUGUAACUUUUAAAAGUUGACUUUACUUAAAUAAAGUCAGACAAACCAAUGACCUCAGAAUUGGCAAGUAAAGAUAAAGAUAAAAUUUAG